Messenger RNA from Lotus japonicus, 1507 nucleotides. Its product is annotated as probable sugar phosphate/phosphate translocator At1g12500. The transcript has a single exon. Gene Ontology annotation, cellular component: Golgi apparatus. The record is from RefSeq and is a predicted model, not a curated record. The coding region runs from base 96 to 1151 and encodes 351 amino acids. Lineage: Eukaryota; Viridiplantae; Streptophyta; Magnoliopsida; Fabales; Fabaceae. Gene Ontology annotation, molecular function: antiporter activity.
GAUCUCUCUCUAUCUAUCUCUCUCUCUACCAUCAUUCUAGAGAGAGAAACAGAGUCACUGUGUUUUCUUCUUCUUCUUCUUCUUCAGCAUUGGCCAUGGUGGAGGCGCAGACAUGGACUACCCGCCGAAUGAGCAACCCAAGGUUAACCGCCGACGAAGUCGCGCUCGAGAUUCCGGCCACCCCACCCGGUGACGUCCGCCACUGGCAACCCUUCACCUCCCAUUUCUCUCCCGCCAUGGUAACCGCCGCGAUCAUCGCCUCAUGGUACCUCUCCAACAUCGGCGUCCUCCUCCUCAACAAGUACCUCCUCAGCUUCUACGGUUACCGCUACCCUAUCUUCCUCACCAUGCUCCACAUGAUUUCCUGCUCCGCCUACAGCUACGGCGCAAUCAACUUCCUCGACCUCGUUCCCUUACAGCACAUUCACUCCAAGAAACAGUUCCUCAAGAUCUUCGCUCUCAGCAUCAUCUUCUGCUUCUCCGUCGUCUGCGGCAACACCUCCUUACGCUACCUCCCUGUUUCCUUCAACCAAGCAAUCGGCGCCACCACCCCCUUCUUCACCGCCGUCUUCGCCUUCAUCAUCACCUGCAAGAAAGAAUCCGCCGAGGUUUACCUCGCUCUGUUGCCGGUAGUCUUCGGGAUUGUUCUUUCCAGCAACAGUGAGCCUCUGUUCCAUCUCUUCGGAUUCUUGGUCUGCGUCGGUUCCACGGCGGGGCGUGCUCUGAAAUCGGUGGUUCAGGGGAUUAUCUUGACCUCUGAAUCGGAGAAGCUGAACUCCAUGAACUUGCUUCUCUACAUGGCUCCCAUGGCGGCGAUGAUUUUGCUUCCUUUCACUCUCUACAUCGAAGGGAAUGUGGCGGCGGUUACGCUUGAGAAAGCUAAAGGGGAUCGGUUUAUCGUUUUCUUGUUGGUUGGGAACGCGACGGUGGCGUAUUUGGUGAACCUCACGAAUUUCUUGGUUACCAAACAUACCAGUGCGUUGACAUUGCAAGUGUUGGGGAAUGCUAAAGCGGCGGUGGCGGCGGUGGUUUCUGUUCUGAUUUUCAGGAACCCGGUGACGGUGAUGGGUAUCACUGGAUUCGCUGUGACAAUCAUGGGUGUGCUUCUCUACAGUGAGGCAAAGAAGAGAUCAAAAGUUACAUCUCAUUGACAGAUAAUUCUCAACAUUCUUUUUUCUUAAUAAGAAAAGUAAUUCCACAAACACCUUGCUUUAUUUUUUUAUAUUGCUAAAUUUACAUUUACAUUUGAUUUGAUUAGAUUAAAUUUCUGGAUCAAAUCAUAGUAAUUGGAUUGUAUAGGAAGAAGGAGGGGGUUAGGGAAAGGGUUAUGUUCUUUUUUCAUUUUUUUGCUGCUCUUUAAUAUCCUUGCCUUGUAAUCUUAUAAGGUGGUUGAAAACAUGAUUCAAAGAUGAUAAACUUUUAUGUAAUUGUUGAGGGAGGAAAAUUCUCCUUCAAUUAUUUUUUGACAAUUAUAUCAUGUAUUGUUGCUGUUCUGUUCUGUUCUGUA